Salvia miltiorrhiza (redroot sage) is the source of this 426-nucleotide messenger RNA. Its product is annotated as probable disease resistance RPP8-like protein 2. The coding region runs from base 1 to 426 and encodes 141 amino acids. NCBI's taxonomy places the organism in Eukaryota, Viridiplantae, Streptophyta, Magnoliopsida, Lamiales, Lamiaceae. The transcript has a single exon. Gene Ontology annotation, molecular function: ADP binding. The record is from RefSeq and is a predicted model, not a curated record. Gene Ontology annotation, biological process: defense response to fungus.
AUGGUGGGAUUUGGUGGCUGCUUGGAUCAGCUCUUGGAUUUGCUCACCGGAAAUCAAUCUAGCCGCCAGAUCAUCUCAAUCGUUGGUAUGGGCGGUAUUGGUAAGACUACUCUGGCCAAGAAUACUUUUGAAAAUUCAAUUAUUAAGCGACAAUUUGAUGUCCGUGUUUGGGUGUCUGUUUCAAAUGAUUACAAUUUGUCAGAUAUUUUCUUAGAAGCUCUUUCUCACCUAAAAGAACUCACUAGCACUAUUGAGAUGGACAAUGAAAGAGAUGAGUAUCGAUUAGGAGAACCAUUGUAUAAAGGCUUGACGGGUAGAAGAUAUCUGAUUGUACUGGAUGACGUGUGGAGUGUUGAAGUUUGGGAUAAGAUAAGGUUUUAUUUUCCUGAUAAUGGGAAUAGAAGUUCACCUCAUUUUCACUACUAG